AUGGCCGGAAUUUUCAGAAACAAAUCCGGCAUCCGCCUCCUCUCUCGGAUCCUUAACUCGCCGGAUUUAUCUUAUAAUGGCCGCUCGUGGAGAUCUCUACAAACUCUCGCCUACGAAGAGGUUCGAACUUCACCCGACCGACCUUACGAUUCAACUGCUUUCAUUCUUCACGGUCUCUUGGGAUCGGGAAGAAAUUGGAGGUCCUUCUCUCGGAAUCUUCUCUCAAGGCUUUCUAAUUCCUCUUCUGCCGAAUGGAGAGUGGUGCUUGUGGAUUUAAGGAACCAUGGGAGAUCAGCUGAAAUGGGAGGUCUUGAUCUUCCUCAUGAUAUGGUGAAUGCUGCCAAGGAUUUAGCGAAAUUAAUCGAGUCUCAAGACUGGGCGUGGCCGGAUGUUGUGAUGGGUCAUUCCAUGGGUGGGAAGGUCGCGCUUCAAUUUUUGCAGAGCUGUAAUCAUGGUGAUUAUGGAGAUUCGGCUUCAUUGCCCAAGCAGCUGUGGGUGCUUGAUUCAGUCCCUGGAAAUGUGAACCCCGAAAAUAGUGACGGAGAAGUCGAGAAAGUUCUGAAAACAUUGCAGAGUUUACCUUUGUUGGUACCGUCGAGGAAGUGGCUUGUUAAUCAUAUGAUGGAACUUGGUUUCUCGAAGUCAUUAUCAGAAUGGAUAGGCAGUAAUCUGAAGAAAUCUAGGGAGCAUGAAACAUGGACUUUCAAUCUCGAAGGUGCUGUACAGAUGUUCAAUUCUUUCAGGGAAACAUCAUAUUGGUCUCUUCUGGAGCAUCCUCCAAAAGACACGGAGAUUGCAAUCGUUCGGGCAGCAAAUAGCGAUCGCUGGAGCCAUGAUGUUGUUCAGCAACUUGAAAGCCUCUCCAGCAAGGGAUUAGAGGAAUCUAAAGGACAGGUUUCUGUUCACGUUCUUCCAAAUUCAGGCCACUGGGUUCAUGUGGAUAAUCCAAAGGGACUCCUUGACAUAGUUACUCCAAGAAUUUCAUCCCUUUGAGUCGACUUCUUUUUGAGUCAUUAGUUUUCUGCUAUCAAAUAAACCAAAUAUUUAUUUAGAUCAUGAAUUGUACCCCAAAAAAUUUAACAUCAAAUUCUGAUGACCAUUUACGACGUUGAUAAGUCGUCUGAAAGCUUGUAACCCGAAAAUCGAUGCGGGAAACUUGGUUUCAUGUUUCAGUUUUAAGUUUAUGUAGUUUCAAUUUGAUGUAUAUGUUGCUUCA
Messenger RNA from Benincasa hispida (wax gourd), 1216 nucleotides. Its product is annotated as alpha/beta-Hydrolases superfamily protein. The record is from RefSeq and is a predicted model, not a curated record. Lineage: Eukaryota; Viridiplantae; Streptophyta; Magnoliopsida; Cucurbitales; Cucurbitaceae.